Messenger RNA from Pomacea canaliculata, 2267 nucleotides. RefSeq lists its product as uncharacterized. Lineage: Eukaryota; Metazoa; Mollusca; Gastropoda; Architaenioglossa; Ampullariidae. Bases 413 to 1261 code for a protein of 282 amino acids. The transcript has 5 exons. The record is from RefSeq and is a predicted model, not a curated record.
AGGGGGGAUGGGGGCAAACUUAAUUCAUGCUGACAAUGAACGACGCUCACAUUCUUACCUCCUCAGUAUCUUUCUUGUUCCUAUGACCUAUGCCACUGCAUUAUAACUUUUAACCCACAACAUGACAGACUUAUAUGCUGGCAAAGUACAGUACAGAGCGGCGCAGCCCCUCCACCCGUAACCCCGAGAUUUCGAGUCGCCAGUGUGACAUUUCCGUUUAGCGACCUCAUUCCUCCGCCAGUACGCCCUCUCUCUCUCCCUAUAACACGGUGCUUUCAAAACUUGGGGCUGAAGACCUGACACUUGUUGCAGUGACCUUGUCAGGUGAGUUCAUCGGCCCGACACGCAAAUGGUGUUUUGAAAGCAGCGCGCGGCCAGAGACAGGAACUUGUCAGAUGAGACAGCACUUCCGAUGGAUGACCAUUUUUCUUUAUCUGAUAUUGGGGAAUUAGCACCUAAAGACCCAAAUGACACUGAAAACAUCUAUCCUCCUAAACACCAAGAAUUCUCACCCCAGUCAUAUGGCACAUCGAACAAGGCUUAUAGCAAUGAAACAGGAGAGACUAUUUUCCACGAACCAAACAACAACUCGGAUGUGCUUGGACAUUUUGCAUCUGAGGAUUUUCCUGGGAGUGCAGACAUUUUAAAUGAGACCCCAAAUGAUUCAAGUUUCUGCAGCAUCAGAGAACCUAAGCAUUUGAAAGGGGAAGAGGGUCAAGAGAAUGAAGCUUAUGAUGGUGAUGAGGAAACGGAUCAAAGCUACGUUUAUGGAGAAAGCCCUUUCAGCAAAUUACCAGAUUUUAAAGGAAGAGAUCCCUUUCCUGUGCUUGAAAGGCCUGGUAGUGGAAGGUACCUUAAAAACCCUUCCUUGGAAAGGAUGAAAAGCCCCAAAACUCUGCAGCGCAUGUAUGACCCUCAGACUGGUCUGUACAUCACACCUCUACCGAUCUCAACAAAGACAGAACAGCCUUCAUCCAACAGCAAAGUGCGUAAGCGUAUACCUCGGCCUCCAAGAAAGCUCUACAUGAAUUGUGCUUAUUUUUGGUCCUGCUUAACUUGCCUUCUGGGGGCAUUCUUCUGUGCGAUACCUGCACUUCGCUACACCCUCACUGCAAAUGCAUCCAGAAAGAUUGGAGACUUCAACAGUGCUCAUUCCUACUUGAAGAAGGUGCUAAUCCUUUGCAUAGUGGCAUUAGUGGCAGCAGCAAUUGGAUGGACGCUAGUUAUUCUGUUCCUCACAGGCCACCUGCCCGCUGGGUGAAUAAGUGCCAGUCAUAUGUGGCAUUUCGGAGAAAUACAGAGACUGGACAAACUGACUCACUGCUGAUAAUGUUUGUAUAAAACUAGUAAACAUCAGAGAACUAGGACAAAGGUGAAAGUAUUCAGAGUCUUCCAAAUUCCUGAGUCAUUUUUAACUUUCUAUUUUUAAAAUAAAAUUUGUGAUUCCUAAUCAGAAACUGCAUAGACAUGCACAGAUUGCUUUUAAAGCAGAGAAAUACUCUGCACUGCUAAUACUAGCAGACACUUGUGAUGGUCACCUGGAAUAUUUGUUUAAGAGAUCCACAUAUUUUCUAGUGUGUAUUUAUAGAUGCAUGUGUGGAGGAUGGGAGGGGAACACACAUCUGCAUUUUUGUGUGAGUCUGUGAAUGUGUCUAGAUGACAACAGGGUUUACUUACUUUUACAUAGAAAAUUUUUUUUUAUUUCACUACGGCAGCUUUUGUUGGUCCAAGUGAAAUAAUUCAUACUUUUCCUGAAAUCUUAAGUUAUUGUGAGUAAUAUUUAUCUUGUGUUUGAAGUACAUAAAAAAAUAGAUCAUGUUGCUGCCUUACCUGAUGGAUAUGUUUACACCACCUAUAUUAUUCAUGAUCUUUUGCCUUAGGAAACCUUCAUUAUCUGAUAAAGUAAAUGUUCUGUCAAGGGGUUCCUAUAAUGUAGAAAUGAGAAUAUGCUGGAUCAUUACAGAAGUUGUAGUCUGCAUGAGGUAAAAUAUCUUGAUUGGUCAUCAUUAUUAGUAAAACUUUUUUUUUUGGAGGAAGAGGAGGAAGGAAUGUGUGGAGAGAGUGUGUGUGAAUGUGUACUUGUAUCUAUGCAUAGCCUCCUCUACGAUAAACCUUUGACCAUCAGCAAAUGAUCACCAACCCCUACCUUAUCUGAAUUUUCUACACAAAACUGAGAGAAAUGUAGCCAUUCUGUCAUAAAGCCUUAACACGUGUUCACUUUAUUAAAAAUAAUUCCUGCUUUAUUUUAAAUAAAAGUUAUCAAAAUA